AUUCCAUCUUUUGAUAAAGUCAAGAAUGGUAAGUGAAAAGAAAGUUAAUCAAAUUUUUAGCACAUUCUUCUCGCUAAUGAACCCUUUUUCUCUUUCAAGGACGAAAUAAGUGACAGGAGAACCAGUCUGUAAGUGAAAAAAACUUCGAAGAAAUUGGAGAUCUUUAAUGUUUGUUGUUCAGGAAGUUGCACGCUGUCGUUAACAUUUUUCCGAUUCUCCUUAACUUCAGCUACGUGGGGAACUUAGAUCGCCGUUGUACCGAACAGUUUAUCAAGGAUGUUUUCUCCAAAUGCGGAAAGGUUGUACGAUGCAAGAUUAUUAACCCGGUAGGUAGUGCAUUUCUUGUUUUUGUAGAGAGACAGUUGAAUUGAUCAGCCGGCCGGCAUUUUCUCGACGCCACGGCAAUCCUUGUAAGCUAUCUUCUAAAUAGAUGUUUGUCAUUUAUUAUUUUUUGUAUGUAAUGGUGCCCCAUAAUCAUUUUAAAUAUGUUGGCUCCUUGCUAAUCGUUGGCAGACGCUGAUCUGUUAAAAAGUAUGGUGUUAAACAAGUUCUUCCUUGGCCUCGCUUCCUUUGAAAUAAUUGUAAGCUUAAAUUUUCUACUAAGAACUUCAAUUCAUCAUGAUAUAAGCAUGCGCGUACACAUCAAGCUAGAUACCAAAUAAAUUCGAGUUAAACUAGUUUUCUGUGCUUGUAACUGAAUACGAUAAGGAAGCCCAGAAUGUUUGAAAUACUGAUUAUUUUAUGGAAGAGUAAUAACUGUUUCUAUUUGACAAGUUUUUUACCUGAUAACUGUGUCGCCAAACUUCCGGUAGUGAAAUUCUCUUUCAGCGAAAAAAAAAAUGCCACAUGAAUAUGCGGUCUAAUUCUUUCAGUUCUAAAAAAUGUAAAUCUUGGAAUCAAAAUAUUUCUUAAUUUUAAAAUUAUAUUUAAUAUUUAUUGGGAAACUGAGAGGGGAAAAAUCAGGCAAAAACAAUAGCUUUCUCUCCCAUCCUUCACGUUCCUUAAUAAUAUUUUGCUUUCUGUAUGAAACAACAACCAGUUUAACUGGUGGCUAAUCUGUGUAAAAUGAAACAUACAAGAUUGUUGGGAAAAUUUUCUGAUAAGGGAUAAUAGGAGGGAGGUGGGGGGGGGGAGGUAUUAUAGAGGUAACUGGUGUCCGGAAGAGGGAUGUUUUAAAGGGACAGGUUCGCAGUUCAGCGCAUGCUCAUUUAUCAAAAUGCUGUGUUUCUGCCAGCACAUGCUGUAGCUGCUAUAACAUCAAUUUUUGAAAAGGUCAGCACACAGUACCACACUCAAACAUGCAACCUUUAACUUUAACAAUUGUGGAUUAAAUAUUGAGUGCAAGUGCUGGCAAAACACUGCACAAUAAUAAACAUUUUACAAAGAAUUAAACCACCAUGAAGUGCAGGAUGCACUUGAGGACUCAUUUGAAGGCCGUCCCACUCCUGAUUAAAGUGAAGAAAAAAAUCCUGGAGAUAUAAUCUCCCCCCCAAUUUUUUUUGCACUGUUUUCGACUGAAAAAAUAUCUGCCUUGUUGGUCUGUGAGGAAAAAAAACCUCUGAGAAGUCUUCCAGGCCCCACCUCAAAAGUCAAAUGGUUUGCCCCUCAAAUAUUUGCAAAUAGCUGUAAAUUAAUCAACCAAGGGAUGAAACCUUCGGGUCAACAAUAAAUUCAACAUUGAUAGUGUUGGCAUGAUCUACUAGUUUUUUUUGAGAUUGUAGUACUCCACCAUCCUACUUCAGGUUACUCUGAAAUACACUUUUACUUUGAAAUACACUCUGAGAUACAUGUGAGGGGAUUAUUAACCGAUAGAAUUAAUAAUAAAUUGGAAAAAAAAGUAAUUUAAUUAAUGAGCAUGUGCUUGAUUGUGAACCUGUCCCUUUAAUCCAUGGAUUAGCUCCUGCCGAAAAUCUUUUCUUGAAGCUAGCCUAGCUGAUUUCUGGUCACUGUCUUGCUAAAAUGAGCCAAAACUGCCCAACAUGCCAUUUAUAGUUUGAAAACUUUCCAGCCUUCUGUUCCAGAUGCAAAAUAUCAGCUUCUGAAGUUUGGGCAUAUCCAGAAAGUACAAUUUUUACUGAUAGUUUUUGAGUUUUAAAGUGCUACAGCAGUCUUGAAUUUUACUUUUUACUUUCUCUCUUCCCCUCUUAUAUCUAUCGUUUUCCUUGCCUUGUUUGUUUUUCUUUUGCUGGGCAUUAUUUUACUAGGCUUCAUUAAGGUGUAAAAGUGUUUGGGAAGGCAUUAAGGAUCUUAGGAUUAGAUGGAAGGAUGGGUAUAUGGGUAGUGGAACAAGAUCUUUAUGGGAAUUUUUGUCCUUCUUUCCUCAGAGCCACAUGUGGUGAGCGAAAAAGUAAAACUAUGCAAAUUAAAUUGAAAAAAGUAGGGGAGAUUUGGGGAGGGAGAGGAAAAAGGAUGACUGCAGAGGUGUUAUUGUAUUCUGACUGACCAUUUCAGUGUAAUGGAAAUUCCUGAUAUGCUGCCUGCUUGUCAAUCUUUCAGCAAAAAAAUCUCAGUCUCAAAGAUGUCCAAUUUUUGCAGUGGCUGAGUCAAACUUUCGUAGCACCUGGUGAACAAAAACUGCACUCCAGUUUCCAAAUGGAAGCCGAGGUCUUCCUGGGUUAACUAGUCAUUGCCUUUGUGAAAUCUGAAAUAUAUUCUCAUUCAAAAUAUAUUCUUUAUGUGGGCUUGAAAAAUUUUGCGGUUGUUGCCGGUCAAACCUAUUUUUGGUUGGAUACAACCUGUUUUUGGUGGGAUAGUAACUAUUAUGUUUUAGUGAAAUCCAACUAGUCAUCUUUUAUCAUUAGCUCGGGCAGGAGAACCCUUGUUGCAUGUCUUUGGACCCCCUUCAUUAGCUUAGAGAUAGACCUCGGGCAAAAUAACAACAUUGAAAUACUUUUGACCAGACAUGGCAUUGAGCGGCCAUUAUUUCAAGCCCUGUAUUCGUCAUCAAAGUUUUUCUAUGUGACAGCCAGUGGUGAAUGGCAAAUUCUACAAUAUUGUGAGGCUUCUUUGCCUUUUUACUAUUUUUUCCUUGCUUACUUUGAGGAACCCUCUUUGUUGGAGGCUCCAUGGGAUUCAUUACGAUACCAUCUUUGCAAUACCUCACAGAUAACAGACACACUGUUUGUUUACAGGAAAAAGAAGGCAAAAUGGUGUCAAUAGGCCCUUUGCAGCUAGCCAUUCAUGUGGUACAAAACCGCCAUGCUGGAGAGCAACAGUCGUACUGGAACAUGAUAAACAAAAGGCAUACAUAAUUUUAAAUGAUAAUUUCCUGUGUUUGUCUUGUCCCAGUGUGACUUUUGCUCUCCAGAAUGGCGGUUUUGUACCACGGCUAGCUGCAAAAGGCCUAUAGUCAAAAAGGAAGGAGCUGUCAAUAGAGGAGGCGUGAAAAGCAGCAAAUCACCAGAUCAAAGAUCCAAUCGCAAUUUCUUAGCGUUGCUUUGCUCAGGUUUCCACCCUCGUUCCCCGCAGCUUCACUGCCCACCCCUUGUGUAUGCUCCUGAUAAAAGGAAACUGCUUUAUGGGCAGUUUUCGGCCAACAUUACUUGGUUUUUUGCCUUUUUCUUGGGCCUUCUUGACUGAAUUGCACUCAUUCUGGUAUGGAUUGAAAGAUCUUUUUCUCCUGCACAAGUUAGAUGAAAUGUUAAAACUGAUAACGUCACAAGCAGUGGAAAGGAUGUGGAUCCGCACAGGUGGUUAUGGGCAGUUCAGGGGCAAAUGGGUUAAAUUUAUUGUUUUUGUGUUUAAAUAUAUUUCUGAUCAGUUUUGUUUCCAUGUGUAGACUGGAUCAACUGACCCAUAUUGCUUUGUGGAAUUUGAAACCAGAGAAUCAGCUGAACAGGCUCUAUUUGCAAUGAACAAUCGAAAUGUUUUCGACAAGGUGAGUAAAGGAAUCGUAAAAGAUUUGAAUAAUAAAUGUGGACAUGUCAGGGCAGAAAAAAUGAUAUGAAAUCCACUUGCCCAGUCAGCGGGCAUGUAAAUUUCAGUUUUCACUUGCCCCCACAUAAAUAUUAAGUACUACGUCUUGUAAGAAACGGAAAGUCGCUUUUUGUAAUUUUCAAACGCUUUAAUCCUCGAAACCGGUACAAAUCUUAAUCAUCACAAUUUAACCCUUGAAUUCUUGCUUACAAUCAAUCAAAACCUAACACGAAGACAUGCCAAACAAGUAUAUUCUAAAACUAGUCGCAUAAUAUAUAUUUAUUUCACCAUAAAAGGAAUAACAAAAUGUUCACGAUCAAAAUGUCGAUCAAACGAUUCCCACAUUACUUGCCCGAUGGAAAGGAACACAAUGCCUUAUCAUCUUUAUUUCUACAUUACUGUCUAUAAUAACUUAUAGAUUAAUAGAAAGUGUAUAAGAUUACUGGUACUGAAAUGUUGUGCCAGAUACAGAGUAACUAAUGGUUGUGUCCAAUAUGGUAAUCGCAAGAGUAACAUGAGCAAGCAAAUGCGCACUUGGAUUUAACGUUGAUUCGUGCCUUCAACUUAUUUUGUCACUCAUCUUGCAGUGUUCACAGGGCUGUCAACGCCCCCCAUCAUCAAAUAUUGAGAAUUGAUAGGGAAGGAAUGAUAGAUGAUGUCACAUCACAUGACAAAUGACGUUAUUUGUGCCAAAAAUGCUCGUUGAUUCUGAUCGACGUAUAUAGCACAUCAACAGUUCAUAUUUAGACGCAUUAUUGCUUAAAUUACAGUAGCAUGCCGUAAUUUAUGAGGAAAUGUUCCAUGUUAACAGUAGCUCAAACAAUGAAAAAUAUUUCAAAUUUUAUGGUCGGAAAGUCGAGUCUACAAGAAAUAGCACCUUUGGCGAUUAUCUGGGAGAUAUCAGAUUCUAAUCUGGAGACCAGGAGAUACGGUCCAAACUCUGGAGUCUCCCACAUUAUCCGGGAGAGUUGACCGCACUGCCUUGUAAUAGUUCCUCUCUUGAAAUUAUAAUUUGUCAAGCUGACACUUUCAGACAGAUUCACCGUAACACUGGGGCUAAUUUUACUUGCCCACUGGACCACCAAACUUGUACUUUUACUUGCCCAAGAUCAAAAUUUACUUGCCCUUGGCAGUCACACCUGGGUUUUUUCCUGCCCUGACCAUGUCCUGAAAGGUAGCUCAAACAAUUUGGAAGAUAUACCUGGUAGCAUCAUAUACCAUUACAACCAGCAGAGGCCACACCUUUUCUCCAAAAAUUUUGCUUAACAUUGGGUGUGGAGCGAGGGGAUAAGGAAAUAGUUUUAGAUGAGAGGACAACAGUAUGUGUCUUUUAUGUUAUGUGUGAAGAAUAAUCUCGUCAUCAGCAUGCAAAGGCAUCACUGGCUGCUGCUAUCCUGGGAAGGGGGGGAGGGUUGUGGGUACUCAACAAGUUUUAUAUGGGGAGGCUGUGCCCCAAGGUAGUCUUCCGCAUAUACUGUAGGCCAUUAUAGAGAGUAACCCAGCCCCUGACAACAAACACAGAGGUAGACCACACAACCAGGGAAACUCCUCCUACUCUUUGUGAACAGUAGUGUGGGUCCUUCUACUGCUCCUCCAAGUUCAUUCAUGAAGGAAGGAUGAAGAAGACAAAGAUAAAAUCUUAAUGUCACCGCUCAAAGAAAAUAUCAAAAUCAAAAUAUCAAAUUCUCAAAUUAUUCUGGAUUUGGUACACAUCCUGAAAAAUUCUUGUGCUUGCAGUCAGUUUAACUAAAAUUCAAUAACCAAAUAGAUUUUCCCUGAUUAUGUUUCACAUGGGAAUGUGAUUUAAACAGACAGAGAGCAAAUCUGUGAAAAAUUGUACCCUGCAAAAAUUGUUUUUGUGCCACCUGUUGAUUGUGUCAUUGAGUUAAGUUAUAGUGGCCUUGACCUUCAUUAUUAAAUUAUGUCGUACAUAGUACAUUAUUCACUUAACAUCAAGAUUUGUAGUCAUAGCAAAGCUUAUUCAAGCUGGAAAGGGAAAUUGAAAGUAACUUUGGAAACCAUAAGUGUUGACUACAAACGUGAGGAAUUGCUGGAUAGAUGUGUUUAACUAGUAAAAGUGAGUUCCAAAAUGAGUAUUGUGACUUUCUGGAAGAGGGAAAGGCUUUCUCUUGCUGUAUAGCGUUGUCUCAAUUGACCACCCUCAGUCAGAGGUAGUGGGGUGUCAGACACGUAAUAGUGUGGACAAACCCUUCAUUGACCUGUUCUCUCCCAAGGGAAGCUAAAAGCAUUACUCAAGAAAAUUUCAAAUUUAAUUAUUACAAUGAAAUACUCAACAAAUUAAUAGUACCUGAUCAAAGUACUUCUGAAGAGGUUUCAUUUGAAUGGUCACUCUAUACAGUUUCCUUCAGAGACUCAAAGUUAUAACAACACCACAGUCAUGUUUCCGAUAACUACCCUAGGAAUGAAAAGACUGGAAGCAUUGCUGUAUUGCUUACUGCUAUGAUAAUUUUAAUUCCUUGCCUAAUUUCCUUUUUUGUCCAAGCUAAAAACCAGAAGCUCUGGCAACAUUAGUUGUUUGUUCAUCAAAAUGUUCUUCCCUUUCUAUUUUUCUUAUUUUGAAUGCCAAAAAGAUUUCACUACACCUGCCUUGUAAUUUCAUUUACUCGCUGACUAAAGUCAACUUAAAACUAACUCACAACAUAUAUUUUAUCUGAAAGCAAUGAAUACAUACACUGUAGAGCAGUAUGCUUUUAACUGAUACAAUAUUGUUUGAAACGCCAAUAUGAUAAUUUGAGAAUAAAGAGACUAAGACUAGCAACUUUCUCGAACUUUUUCAGGAAAUAACAAACUAAGAUAGUGAUGUCUACAGUCUUCCUAUUUUUCAAAACUAAUUUGGAAAAUGACUGGCUCGUUUACUAGAUUGUGUUCUAGAUUUAGUGUUUCAAAUUCAAAUUUUAUCUAGCUAAGAAUAAAAUGAGGUACGAUUUUUCUUCUUUGAUUUUUAAACUUUUCAAGGGCACAUGUACAUAACAAUAAGCAUUGAGAAACAGGUGACAGUUAAGCAUUAGAGUAAAUGUGAGUGUUUGCAGAAGACAGUUAAGGUAAUGCAGAAACCCCAGGGAUGCUAUGCUUUUCAGACAUGUUUACUCCUAGUGGUUUUAAGAGAUUAUUGUUCUGGAGUUCUGGAGAAAGUUGUUUACAUUGUUGACCAAUAGUCUCCCUCCAGAUCAGUCAUGUCUGGAGAACAGAUCACAGAAGCCCUUUUCUUCUCCCCACAGUUGUCCAUGUUCUUUGGCAGCAUUGAUUCUGUAGAGCUUGUAAUUUUUUGUUUUGUGUGUGUGUGUGCAGGUUAUCCUCUGCUGUGUUGUAUUAAUCACAAAUUUUAACCAACUAAGUUCAACUUGUCAGUUUUGGUUAUAAGGGUGUGUAUUUUUGGUCAGGAUUUCUUUAAGACUUCAAUACUAAUUUUCACAACAGGCCACCUGCAUCGUGGAGUGAAUACCUGCUUCAGGCAGCUUGCUAUAAUAAGGAGAUCAAUAAUUAGUUAUCAAUAAUGUAUGAUAUUCAUUGUUUCUCUUUUUUUCCUGUUCUACCCUGCAGCCUAUCAAGGUGAACUGGGCUACCAACAACACUGGAGGGAUGAGGAAAGAUACGAGUAGUAAGUACAAAAAAUUUCCUGUUUUAUCUCUCUGCUUGCAGAAUCAUUCAUGCAGAUAAUCAAUAGACUUUCUGCAAUUAGUAUUCAACCUAUCAUGUCAGAAAACUAAGGACUAACUAUCUCAUGUUUGAGUUUUAUUUCAUUUAAAGUUAUCAGUUGGGUUCAUUUUGCAUGUAGUCUGGUUAUUUUCCCCUUACAUUUACAAAGGAAUUAGAAGACCCUUUAAAAAUGAACUGGUUGUGCUUACUGUAAUAGAAAGAAAGGCAAAUUCAUGGGUGAAGGAUUGCUUGAGUCAUUGGCUUGAACAAGUUUAUUAGUGACCUCAUAAAUAUUGAUUGUGUUCACUCAAACCUUGGACAAGAAAAUGUCUUUUUAUUUCAAUUUGCAGAUUUAUAGAUCUUUAUGAAAUGGUCUUCUUUCCUCUAGUUUCUUGGAUGGAAAUCCUUUUUUGUUUAACUCUUUUAUAUUAACCUGCCUUUGCCCCUCCUGAUUGAUUCUAAAUUUACCAGCAAUUUGCAUGUGGUGUUAUCUCCAAUCUAUUUGACAGAUCUGUGACUGGGGGUAAUAAUAUUCUAAUUCAGCCUUCACUUAAUUCAGAACAGUUUUCUCCUUCAAAACCAGUCAAGAUUGACAAGUGACAUUGUUCAAUAGUUCCAGGAUGUUAAACCCUUUUACCCUAAAUGGUGAUCAAAGUAAAACUCCCAAAAAAUUCCAAAAUUUUUGGGAAAAAUCUUUAAGAAAUAAUUAGUACUUUGCAAACAUUCUGCCGAAGAGUUUUCAGUUCAUUGGCACUGGAUCAAUUUUUAGAGUGAGAAGUAAUCUUGCCAUAGAAUUUCCUAGUAAUGAAAGGGUUAAACAAUAAUUUUAUUGUCUCUUUAACACUUGAGAUAAAAGCAGCAAUUUUUAGAGUUUUCCCGCUUAUGGUUAUUUACUGCAGUUGCUUUAUUUUCAACUUGUAAACUUGUGUGUAAACAUUUUUGGCACAGUUAUUGUCGACAGAAAUGCUCCUGUGAUGGCCAUAAAUUUAGUUAAUCUUCUUUGAUUUUUUCAUCCGAAGUCUGUAGUUUUCUGUAAUUAAGUAUUUGGAUCUACAUGCCAAGCCCUUUCAUUCCACAUCUUGCGAAAUGAAUGUGGUUAAACUCAUUGACACACCAUUAUUUCAUAAACAUGUAAGAAAAUACUGUGAUGACAAUUUGCCUAACUUCCUCCAAGUUGUGUUCAUUUUCUGUACUGUAUAGUGCAUGAUGGCGUUACUAGUAAUGGCAAUAAAACAUGCAUGUGAUGUCACUAAUUUGGCCAUCUAGGCGAACAUGUUCAGCCAGUGCAACACUUCACUCUCUGCAAUUAAUAUCACUCAUCAGAAAGUGAAAAUUUUGGGGUGAUAAAAGUGGUGAUUAGGCCAGACAUUUCUUUUUAAAUUUUGAGUUUAUAACAUUGCUUAUUUCAAACAGAAAUUUUCAGUUUUAUAACCUGAGUUGACUUAGAAGUGUAUGCUAAUGAGUAAAGAUUUUGUGUAAGAAAUGAUUUGGCCUUUGGGAAAGGGGGAAUUAAACCAAAAACCAUUGGUACAGUGGACUCAAAAGUUAGAAUGUGUUAUUUAUUUCAGUCUUUGAUCUGGAGGUCCACAGUAAUACAGUGCAACCGGGAAAACCAUAAACACUUGAAAUAUCUCAGGAAUGUUAUUGUCUUGCAAGAGAAAAGCCAAUCUGGCAUGAGAAAACUAAACCUCAAGCAACAAUGUUGAUUAGUUUGUGGUUUUGUGGCCAGUUUGUGUGUCCUAAUCUAGAGCCUGUCCUGUGAUUGCCCAUAGCACAAUAAACAUUCUUGAGAUAUUUCAAGUGUUCACGGUUUUUUCCUGUUCGCACCCUAAAUACAUGAAUAUCAAAAGACUGAAGUGGUAAAAACUGUACUCUCUUCAUUUCACUGCAGAUCACUACCACGUGUUUGUGGGUGACCUUGAUUCAGAGAUUCAUGAUGAGUACCUUCAUAAAGCUUUUGCUGCUUUUGGGACUGUAACGUAAGUAUCAAAGUUUUGUAUUGUUUGAAAACAAAUUCAGUAGAGUUAUAUUAUGUUGGGUAACAUCAAUAAAAACUUACAAAACAUUCCUCAAACAUCUGAACUUUCUGGUAAUAGCCCUUAUUUUGUACAAGAGAACUGUUUAAUUUCUCUGACAAGAGUAGCAGUUUCUUCAUAGUUGCCAUUGGUGACUUUGUCUUCUUAAGUCUUCUCUUUGAAAGUUACAAUUUUUUUUAUUGAUUAUUGGCUCUGAAUAUUGUGCAACAUCAUAUUUCAUUUUUCGCGAAACGUUUUAUGAUAUAUUUGAAAGUGUUACUAAUCUCCUUGUUUUGUCUCGGUGAUUCUUAUUAAAACAUGAGGUUUUGAAAAUGCUUUUGCAUGACAAGGUACUGAAACACCACCCCUUUGCAACUAGUUUGCCAGUGAAACAAGUGCCCUCCAAAAUUGGCCAAAAAAGCAAUUCUUGUUAUAUUGCAAGUUGUAAUGUACAUUGCCUUGAAAGGCAUGUUGUCCCACAAAUCAUCACUCGUGCUGCAAAAAGCAUUUUCAUGCCUCUUAAGUUUACUGCACUUGUCAAUAAUAGGCGAACUCAAAAGUCAAAUAGUUAACCAACGGUUACAAUUUUUGCUUCUGUCAAUCAUCAUUGCAACCUAUCACAACCUACAGACGAGUCUUUUUGAACCUACUAAAGGAAACCUAUAUUUCCUGAGGGUUCCUUCAGGGUGAUUGACACAAGCCAAAAACAUAAACGCUGGUUACAUUUGUUUACUUCAAAGUUCACAUGUCAUUAAAAAGCCCAGUAAUUUAUCGCAAGAUUAGGUUCAAUUGUGUGUUUAAUGUUAUUGUUGGGUUCAGUGUUACUUUUGGCACCUAAUGUUGAGUAAUUUGCCUGGAUAAGAAAAUGUUUGCUUGCGUACUGCCCACGGUGACGUGAUGCAAACCCCUUAUUUUGCCUUAAAUCUGGUCAAAUGAAAUUUAAAAUAAAAAUUUAUCCAUUGUUCUUGCUUGUAGCCCUUGAUCUACAGCUGUAUUAAUCCUAACACUGAGCUCUUCGAUAAUAUUAUAUCAUAUAGCAGCUCAGGAAUGACAAAGUCUUUGGUUUGCAGUGAUUACCAAUGCAAUGCCAACAAAGGGAAUGCUUGCAGUUAGGUUCUUUUCUUGUCUUUUCCACUUUUUUAUAUUUUUACCAUAAAUUAAUAUCCAAUUAUCUGCUGAUUUUGAUUGUCCCAGAGUACAUAACAAACACUGUGCUUCUCAAUAACCUGCAAACUCUAAUAAUGUUUCUUGAUGAAUAAAAAUGUUUUGUCUUUUUGUUUCCUCCAUUUUGCUAUCACUAGCAGAAAUUUUGGCCUACCCACUGUAGCAUUUAUUUUUUGCUCAUUUGAAUUUUUCCUUUGUUUUUGGUUUUGGUAAUGUUUGGGUCAAAAGAAAAUAGAAUUUUACCCAAGGAUAAAAUUGAACCACAAGUUAAUAUUAUUCUCCUUUUUCUGGUAUACUCACUUGAGUAGCUUUUGGCAGUGAAAAAAUCAAUACUUGUACUACUUAAGAGUUUGCUUGUUUCUGAGAGGCACAGUCCAAAAUAGUUUUGAGUGAUAUAAAUUAUAUAUUGAUGUUGAUUGAACAAAGUUCAGAAUGGUAAGUCAAGCUUUUUUUAUCUCAGCUUUCUUUUGUUGACCCAGGAAAACACAUACAAUUGUAUAUGUUUUUAACCUUGGAGUGCUCAAAUGAAACACAACCUGCCACCCUUUAGUUGUUAAAAUGAGAUUGUCGCCAGUUUUUUUUUUUGCUCUUAUUGGAUAUUCACUAAGGUGUAGACAUCACUUGAAGAAUUAGCGUUUGGUGUCCUCUUAAUUUUCAAUUUGGUUUUAUGGUUAUUGUUAUCUCUUUAGAAGAAAACUGUGCCCUAAAUUUUUCAAAAAAGACCACACAAUUUAAUUUAGUAUUCACUCUUUUAAAGUUGUUUUUAUCAUGAUUUGGCACCUCACCUUUAAAUCACUGUCUUUUCAAGGCAGAUUCAACGUAAGCUCUGUUACUGUAUUAUCAUGCCUUCAACAUUCCUUAGAUGUGUUUGAUGCUUUAAAGAUGUUUGAAGGAUUAAUUUGAGUUGAUGUUUUUAUAUUUUUAUCCAUGCUUGCUCUAUCAUGUGUAAUAACACUUACUUAUUUGCUUGAAUACAGAUGAAUGUGCACUAAUUGCCUCCCGCUCAAGGCGAUGUAUGCCAUUUUCCUUGCUUGUUUUUCUUUUUUAUCUUCUAAAUUAAUUGAGGUUUAAGAUUAGUGAAGUAUACAUGUACACAGAAAUUUACCACUCAUAAAGAAACUUUUUCUGUAGUUUUCAAAAGGAUUACUUCACUCUUUGAUGUGUAUUGAAAGUUAGGGUGUGUUAUAGUAAAUCUGAAAAUGAUGACGUUAUUUCUGAUGAUACUACUAAGAACCUAUGAGCUUGUAGUGUUUAAAGUAAGACUACUGGGUUAGAGGAAUUAUUUAACCUUUUGCUAAUUUGAUUUAGGAGCUUUAUCAUUUUGUUUCUUUUCUUUUUCCAGUAUUGUUAAAUUGUACCAUUGAUAGUGUUCACUCUACUCUUGUUCUUUGAAUGUUCUUAAUUAGGGAUUGCCGUGUUGUGAAAGAUACUGCUUCUGGGAAAUCUAAAGGAUAUGGCUUUGUGGCUUUCCUCAAAAAGGAGGUAUGUCCAUUACCCUUGCUAGGAUCAAACAAACACCUUAUGCAGUUGAUAAUAUCAUGAGAGAUUUUGUUCAUCAUGGUUUGUUUAUGACAGACUUUAUCAUUUUAUCCUACGUCUCACCAUUGUCAAACAAUAAACAAACCCUGUUAACCGUUAUGUUACUAGACAAUGACCUCUGCUACUUUAGCUCACAAUUCAUCUGUUUUUUGCAAAGCAGUGAAGCCAAUGUAAGUGCCUAAACAAUACAUUGUAUAGCAAGAUGUAGAUGUUUUUUAAAGAACAAUGACAAAAGAUGUUUCAGAUACUUCAUUAUCCAUUGUUAGUUCAGGGUGUUUACUUAUCUGAAACACUGACAUUUUCUUCCAAUCUCAAAUGGUAUGUUGUUAUUUUUAAAUGCCUAAUUUCAUUUCUACUGCCAGUAUUAAAGGUUUGCAAGGAAUUUUCACAAGCAAGAGUUGCAGAUCAUAUUAAAGAAAUAAUGAACUAUUUUCUUUUAUUUACAGGAUGCUGAAAGAGCUAUGAGAGAGAUGAAAGGUAAUUUAUAAAAAUGAUAUGAUUAAAGAAAUUUUGUUAUAUUUAAGGUUAUUAGUUAAAUAAACAGUAUUGUUAGUAUAACAGGCUUGAUGGGUGCCUUUGUACUUCAUACACCUGAGAUACCUUACCUUACUAACAACCCUCCACGUUAAAGUCUUUGCUUGGUCACCAUUUGGCAACCAACUCUUUUGGUUUAGGGAGAUUUUUUUACAAAUCAAGUCACCAGUUCCAAAAUUUUCGGCCCCAUGGUGACCAAAAUGGUUGCAACUUGGAGGGUUACUUACCUUGCCCCUUUGCACUCCAUUAUGCUAUCGUGGAAAGUGUGUCUGGUUUCAGUAAUGAUGUUUUUUUCUACGAAGGUGGGACAUUAACCUAUCACCCAACCCCCAAACUGGAGGGCCAUGUGAUGCAACAGGUCUCGCCUUUUUACCCAAAACUUGCCCAGCAUGGUUGAACCCAACAGGAACCAAAGUCCCAACUGGUAGAGCUUCCACGAUCAUCAAGGCACACAAACCUCCCCAUCAUGUUAAGCUGCAACACUCAUUCUUAGGGAGGUCCCCUUGAGUUACAGGGGCCGAUGUUUUUAGAGUAAUGCCAUCUUACUAUAAUCUAGGUGCUCAGCUAAAGGGAAGAUCCAUUCGUACGAACUGGGCAGCUCGGAAGGCAACUCCUCAAAGUAAGUAUUUACACUUUUAUAGAAGGUGCACACCAAUUAUAAAGAUUUUCACCUGGAAUUUUCCAACUUAUCUCAAGUUUCCUUCAGCAGGAAUGAAAAGUGUCAAGCGUUUAUUUUGCCACAUAACCUAUUUUCACUUGACAAAAUAUUAUCACAGAUUACUGUGAGGUCAUACCAUCUGCCCCUGACUUAAAGCAGCUGUAUCACGGCUGUCUGGUUAAUUUUGUUAAUUUAUUGCAAAUCAAUUACACCUCCUUGCGCUCUAUGAAACUUAAUAUCACAUCUGCUUCUUCUUCUCCAACGAAUAUACCUCCCAGGCUUUAUAUCAAACAUCACAAACGACAAAAAUGCUUUUUGAAAAACUGUUAAGCUAGCAAGUUUUCAGAAACCAACAAUCAAUUUUAAUCGUCUUCAAGUUUGUCCUUCCAUGCAUACUUUUGUAUUUCUUGUGUUAUUAAUACCUCUUUGUAAUGUUUUGAGUGAUUAUUUUUAAGUUUCACUCAAUUUUGAGGCAGUUCUUAGUGUAAGAAUUUUGAUAAAAUUCAUGACACAGCUUCUUUCAGUGCAAUUCUAUUUUGUUGCGGUAUAUACCAUAAAUCCUCCAUUGAGCCCCCCCGGGAGGCUUAUUUAUUUCAAACACAUUUAGGGGGGGAGACUUGAUAGAGACAGGGGGGUUAAUUUUGCAAAAUGAUGGUAUCUGUUCUCCACCAAGAACUGUAAUAUACAAAGUGGAAAAGCUUAAAUACAAGAAGUUGCUGAUCAUGCAGCCGAGGGUCAAAAACAGAUCCAAACUUCCAGUUGGUGAAUAAACCAUCCCAGAUCAGUCAACAGGAAGUUUUACGGUCGUAAUCGAUUAAUACAGUCCAUCAUUUAUUAGUGAAGAAUAACAAGGGGGCAAGUAGCGGGGCUUAAAAGAGAUGGGGGGGGGGGGCUUAUUAACUUUCUUCUCCUGAAAAAAGGGAAGUCUUAUUAGAGAGGGGUGCUUCAUAGAGGAAUUACGGAAUAUCUUUUUUCUUUAUUCAUUUUUUGUUAUUUGUUUUUCUUUGAAAACAGCAAGAGUUCAGUCAAAGGAGGAAAUUGCAAGACAAGCGUCACCAUAUAAUUCAACUGUGUAUGUUGGGAACCUUCCGCCGUACUGCACAGGUAAUAUUUAAAUUAGCGCAUUACCUUUGAUUUGGUUUAAGUAUUCUGCCAUCUUGGUUCUAACCCUUUAAGCCCUAAACAUGAGCAUCAUCUACUUUUUCCGACCAACAGAGAUGUUAAGCAUCACGUUUAUGUCAAACAGCAAAUGCCAAUUUGUACCACGUGACCAGGUUUCCUCUUUUCUUGUCGUUUACUGUUCAUUAUUUCUAUGCCUAAAUUAGUAGUUUCACACACUUUUGUCCACAAGAAAUAUUUUGAGCUGUUGUUAUAAGCUGAUUUUCUAUUUUGUGAAAUAAUUUUCAGUUGCUUAGCCACUUUCCAUCACUUGUAGACACUAGAGUGUAUAAGAUUAAAAUGUCUCUGAAUGGCCUACUUUGUGAGCUUCAUGUAAACUAAAAACAGUUGAACUUUCCUUUUCAUGGACACCUUUCUAUCGCAGACAGUUCUUUUUGGUACCUGAGAGGCCAAACUUCCUGCUUUCUCUUUCUUUAUAGUACAGGCGCCUUUGUAAUACAAACACCUGGCUUUUGCCCUUUGGUAUCUUUGUAAUGCAGGUUUGACAGCAUUCAAGUCUUGCCUCCAAUCUUUAUUCAAAAAAUUGUGUUCACCAAGCUCGCACAUGAGUGAAGUCAUGUCUUGUAUAGUCCACCCCCCCCCCCCCUUAACCUCAAGUCAAGGAGGCUUCUUUUCAAAUGUACUGAUUAUGACCAUUUAGCAAUAUCCGUGGUCUUUUGUAUUCCCUCUGUCUGUGCUUCCCUUCCCCUUGAGAGGCUGAAGGGACUAUACCCAGAUAGAUAGAUAGUUUAUUUGAAAUAAAUACGUGGGCAGCCAGAGGCUGAAUUGCAUAUUUACAAUUAAAACCAAGCUAAAAAUAUAAUAAUUUACAAUACAUCAGUAUUAAAAAUAUUACAAAUUCAUGCAUAUAAUAUAUAAAAGCAUUCAAACCGAAUCAUUUAGUUGUACUUUAGGCACGAUGACAAAAUAAAAGUGUUCUUAAAACGGUCCGUCUUCCACUUUGGAAGUGCAAAGUGUCGGUGAUUUCUUAGUAAAUAUGGAGUUUUAUUGGCUUCAGGAACAUGUACAGUUAUUUCAUGGGAAGACCUUCAACAAAACUGUACAAGUUGUGAAAAUAACCCUACCGUUAGUAGAUGACUAGCAAACUCUCUUUGGUUUAGAGAGCGUGCUUGCAUGAUACUCUUGGAGUGUACGAUGGAUUGAACAAAAUUAUUUAUAUGAUGGUGAAAAAUUUUCUCCCUUCCUUUUUAUGCAAACCUUUGAAAAAUAGAUUUGUCAUUGCAUUAAAUAGUGGACACAAGUUUUGUAGUUUGCUUUAUUGUGUUCUCUGGACUCCAAAACUCUAACCUUUUAUGCUGUUAAUUUUUCUUUGCCAGAUGAUACACUUCGGCAGAAUUUUUCACCGUUUGGACAGAUUUAUGAUGUAAAAUUAUUUCCGGAGAAGUGUUAUGGAUUUAUCAAGUAAGUUUAAAGUUGCUAGUGGAGGUCAGUUUAUUUUGUGUCAUGUUCCUUCAUAAAACUGAUAUUGAACAGAAAAUGAUGUUUGGUCAGAUAAGAACAGGGUUCGCACAAUCUUGACUUUAGGGGGAGUCCUUGAAAAGUCCUUGAAUUCCAUUUUCUCUUGAAAAGUCCUUACAUUUCUGUACAAGUCCUGCAAACUUCCUUCAACUUUGAACGUAGUAGCCUGAAAAGUGUUUUUUUACUGCUUUUUGGUCGUCCUUCUUCCAAAUUUUAUUCUUAGCUGUAACUCUUAUCAAAUAUUUUUCAGGUUUUAUACACAUGAUCAAGCUUUAGAAGCGAUUUACCAAGCACAGAAAAUGGUACUAGGAGAUAAUUUACUGAAAGUAAGUACAGGGAGUGGUAGCCUGAGUAUCAGGCCUUCCUAAGGGGCUAGGGGAGAGGAGGUUUUAGAUGGGGGAGGGGGGAGGGAGAGAAAAGGGAGUGGCAAACUGCUGACAGGCCUAACCACUUGGUACAUAUUAUGUAACGUUAGAAACAAGUUAUCUAGACUUUUUUCAGCUUCACUGAAAUUCCUGUCCAACUUUUCAAAGGAGUAUUAGGAAAAAUUCAGGUUUAGUUACAGCUCAUCUACCCUGUUCACAGGUAACCCAGGAGUAGAGCUAUAUCAGCCCUGAAAAACGUGACCCUGUUUAGGAGCUAUUCAGAAGAAUAAAGGAUUGAAUAGGCUUUCUCAUGUCUUAAAUUCAUCUGAGCACUGGAUAAAGUGUUUUGCAAUAUCUCUAGAUUCACCACGUUGACUGUGUUUCAAUAGCAUGCCUUCUCAGUCCUGCAUGUGGGAUUGAUAUUUUAGAAAGUGAUAGUAGCAAUAUUUGCUCUCUCAUUUAAGAUAUACCCCUGCGAGGUUAACUUGGUUGGUAGGGAAGAGACAGUCCGGCAGAAUUCACAGUUGCCAUAGUCAGUAAGCAAGCAAGCUCUCCAUUUUGGGCAGUCGCGAGAAGUCACGCGAGAGCAGCUCGCGAAAGGUGACGCGAGUGCAUGCGCGUUCUCUCGCGGGCUUGCUUCGCUCGAUUUAAAUGGAGAGCUUGCCAGCAGGCUAGGUCUCCACAGGGUUUCGUAAGAAAACAGGAAAAAAUUCUGUAGAAGAUCAAUAUUUAUUCUUCAAAUUUCCUUAAGAAAAAAGUUUGGGAAAUUGUUUUUUGUUUCUAAUGAUUGGCAACCUCACGGCUCUUUCAUUUAAUCACAUCAUUGGUACUGUCUAUAUUAGGCUCCAAAUUUUUGUGGAGCUGAAUUUUACAAGACUGUAUCUAAGUUCAGGAAAGGAAAAAGGAAGUCGUUGUAUUGUAUUCACGUCCUCCACAAAACGUAAAAUUAGGCACUUUUACCUCGUAGUCGGGCAGUGACGGCAAAGAAACGUUGAAAGUUUGCGAGUGCACGUGCAGAGUUGUUGUUUUCUCGAUCUAAAGCUAUUGGGCCGGUUAUUUAAACGGAGUUUAACCAGUGUUUGACAAACCGCGUUCUAAGUCAUUUUCAGUUUCCCCAACGCUUUUUUCUAAGCACCAUUCGUCGUGAACAGUUUCAUUAAAGCAUAUAGUGUAGACUAGAAAAGGAUUUAUCUUCUCAAAUUGACCCACUAAAGAAGAGAUCUGCAGGUCCAAAGAUUUCUUAAACCGCGGUCUAAGUUAGACCUCGUUUAAAUAACCUGCCCAUUGCGGUUUUGACGUUCUCGUUGCCGUCGGCGUCCUCUUGGCUUGAGCUCAAGAAGAAAACGAAAUUUUAAAAUGUAACCUAUAUUUUCACAGUGUUCCUGGGGAAAGGAAAAUGCAGAAAUGUCCAAUACUCAGUCGGUGCAGCAGCAAUGGCAACAGGUAUUCUUAUAACCUUACUGUUUAACUUUAAUUCCCUCCUGAACCUAAAAUUUGCCCUUUGUAAAUGUGUGACUGUUUUCGGCAAAAAGCGCUCACCAGUUGUCUUAACCCCACAGUCCCACAUUCAUUGGAAGACUUUGUUACUAGUUCUUGCUUAGUGAGUACGUUGACUCAUAACCUUAAGCUGCAUUCUACCUUAUUUUUCUUACCACGCUUCUUCUUUUUUUAUUUUACCAGUACUAUCAACAGUAUUACCAACAGUUCUAUAGCCAGCCGGGCAUGGCACAGCAAGCCCAGGCUCAGCAGGGCUAUAUUCAGUACCCUUCACAGCCAGCUCAGUAUGUUUACUAUCCACAGCAGCCUUACGGGUUAGUAUACACCUGACAGCCAGACCGCAGCCUGUUCCAGGCUCCGAGAUAGUGGUGAAAAGUCGUUCAGUAAAAAGAAAUGCGAAAAACGCGCGGGCCCCCUUUCCCAAGUCGCGCGCGUCUUAUUUUCGCUUUGCUCGUUUUAAUACGUCCGCACUAUACAAUCUGAGAGCCUGGCACAGGCUAGCCAGACCGGGGUGGCCCUUUUAAUAUUCAAAAGGAACAUUCUGUCAGCAGCAGGCCUUACGCAAUUGUUAGUAACGGGUCAACUUUCGGUAAACAUGAAAGCAAUUCUUUUUCAUUAAAUUACUUUAGUAUGAACCGAAUGAGCAUAUAGAAAUUAGGUAACCUGUAAAUUUUUAGCCGUACAUCUCAAAGGUAGCGAUUUGGUGGUGCUUUUCUUAAAAAUUUUUUCGCGCCUUUGUGGCAACCGAUUCGCACUCAUCUUCCCGCGCUAUUGUUAGCCUUAGGUCCAAGGAGUGAUAAGCUUGUUAUUGGAAACAUAUUUGUUCAGAACUAGAAGAUUUUCAAAAACGGUUCCCUGUUUCUCCUAAAAUGUUAAUUUGUGACAGAAAGAUGAUUUUUUAUUUAUUUAUUUUUGAAUUUAUUAUUUUGCUUCUCUGUUGACAGAAACCAGCAAAUGCAAGUUGUUCAAGCAACAAUGCAAGGUUACCCCGGUGAGAUAUUGUCAUUUCUGGAAAGAUGAGCGCUUGAAAAUGAUGUCUGCCACUUUUGUCACAUUUAGCAAAGAAACAAGCACCCCAUUUUCCGACCAUUUUUUAUAGUAUCAAACUUUUGACAAUCAAGUUGAGAACAAGUGAUCGCCUCAAUGGUAAAAAAAAAACAACGGGUGGUGUUUUGGUUUUGUACAGACAUGUUAUUGCCAAUCUUGUUAAAGUAUUAAGUUUAAAUUUCGUGUAAACUACGCUCCAAUUAUUAAGGUUAACUCUGAUGUACAAAACUUUAGCAAACAGUAAAUGACAUUUUUGAUCCACCGCUGCAGGGCUCAAAAUAAUUUUCGGACGGUGGCCGCACACGAUGACCGUUCAGAGAAAUUUUUGCUUGGUGAAGUCUCGUUACUGACCGGUCAAAAUAUUGGGAAAAAAGUUAACUAAUCCCUGUGCAAUUUUCUAUUGUAUUUUUACAAAGAGAAAAAAAUCCAGGAUUUACAGGUAAGGAUUUGGUUGGUUGUUCUAGAAUAAGAGUGAGUCAAGAGUGUGCGUGACAGGUCAACGUGACUGGCGAGUGAAGUUGUGGCCGGACACGUUGCCAUUCUGGCCGAACCCCAGAGGGCCGGACCCGUUAUUUUGAGCUCUGCCCUAGGCGCGUUGAUAUAGUACCCUUCAACAAGAUCAGUUCAUUCUCCGGAGAUUUUAAUUGAUUCAAACACUUUCGUUCUAUUUUCAAGUUGGACUACUGACACGUAAAUGCCGCUAAUCUGUGACAAGCAGACAUCAUUUGAAAGCCGUCUUAGAGUAAUACCAACACGGCCACUAAGGUCUUUUGAUCACGUGCAAUCGUUUUCCCUUCAGUCACUGUUCUUCUCUGUCCUUCCGCAGCUCAAAUGACGCCAGCAUCUUCGGCUGGUCAGCAGCCUCCCACACAAACACAACAAAUGAUGGGAGUAGGAGGCAUGAUGGGACCACACCAAGGGGGUCCCGCCCCUGCCAAUGCAACUUCUUACGUCAUGCAGCAGGCUGCAGGCUAUCCAACACAGUAGUGUCCUGUGGUUUAACAGUACACUCGAGUACCAAGUCAACCACAUAGAGAAUUUUUACUGUCAACGAAGUUGACGAUAGAGAGGUCCUUUGCGCAGGUAGAGGAUCGAUUUAGUGGCAAAAAAAGAAGCAAGAAGCGUUUGAAAUAAGCAAAGGAAUAAAGUGCUUCUGACGAAAAUCAGCAAAAUAAUUUAAGCUAAAACUACUCCUUGGUUAGCGUUGAACCCUUUUGUGUUGAAAAAGUAGCUUAAUGCUGUAUUGGCGCUGAAAGCGUUUUAUUCGCAAACCUUGACGAUCAUACACGGAUACUGUACAGUUUGAAAAAGUAUAUUUUAUAUUUAUUGUUUUCAUUUUGUCUUCUGAACAAAAACCAGUGUCCAGCCUCUUCGUAAUUCGAAAGUAAGUAUAUUUUUCACCCCAUUAACGCCGUGACAGUGUCAUCAUCUAUGGUGUUUUGUAAUAUUUCUAACUUCGUAAAUGGUAAUCGAACUUUUUCAACAUGCAAAGGUCGUUAAUUGCUGUAGUUUUAUCGAAAAGCUUUGUAUAAUUCGCCGCAGUCUAUGUGAAGCUGUCUCGCUGGUCGUGCUGUCUUGUAUCGUUCAUGUAGUUCAAGUGUUUGCGUAUUAUAGUAACUCUAGUGCAGUUUU
Porites lobata is the source of this 20660-nucleotide messenger RNA. The record is from the annotation of a GenBank genome assembly. Lineage: Eukaryota; Metazoa; Cnidaria; Anthozoa; Scleractinia; Poritidae.